This is a messenger RNA of Medioppia subpectinata, 2189 nucleotides long. The record is from the annotation of a GenBank genome assembly. NCBI's taxonomy places the organism in Eukaryota, Metazoa, Arthropoda, Arachnida, Sarcoptiformes, Oppiidae.
AGAUAUUUGUUAAUUAUUUUAAUUAAAAACAUUAAUUGUUUAAUCAAUUGAUUGAGACUUUUUGCUAAUAUUCUGUGAUUAAGAAUUGAAGUGUUAUUUACAGAAUCUGUGUUAUUGUAUACAAGAAUUUGUAUACAAAUAGUAAUUGUGUGUCCAUAUGGCCGCCAAAGCUAACGAAAACACUUAUAUUCUUCAGGAAACCCAACAAAUCAGUACAAUUAACUCCAAUAACAAUCCGGGCGAUGACGACACCGCAUCUCAAUCGACAGCUACACCGGCGGACACGAAGCAACUGGUCUAUGAACCCAAUUGUAAUAGAUUGGGUCCGACCAGUAAUUUACAUCAAACGGGCUUUAAUUAUGUCAACAGUAUUAUCGGCUCCGGUGUUAUAGGAAUACCAUAUGCUCUUAGAACCGGAGGCUUUGGUUUUGGAGUAGUUUUAAUUGUGUUAAUCGCAGUUAUAACUGACUAUUCGUUGUGUAUAUUAGUUAAAGCGGGGAAUAUUGUCGGCGUUAAUACAUAUCAAACAACCCAAGCCAUAGCUGUGCCACAAGCGGGUGGCGGCGUAUCGAUAGUACAAUUACUACCCAAUCAGCCAAACGUUGUGCAAUCGGUUAUUCAGCCCAACCAACAGUCUGUAAUCCAGGCCACCGGCGGCGCCCAAACAGUACAAACUGUUCAGUUACCGAAAGGAAACGUUAUACUAUUGAAAGGCGGACAACAAGUAGGUCAGGGCUCAGUCAUACAUAGCACUGAUACGGAUACCGGUAUACAUCACGGCGUACAGAUAUUGUCGAAGGGAGACGACGGCAGUGAGACCUUAACGCCCGUUAUAUUUGAAGACGAGUCCCGAAAGCGGCGCGAGAUCUUAGCCCGAAGGCCGUCGUAUCGCAAGAUAUUAAAUGAUUUGUCGUCUACAGAAGGACAGAGUGUUGUGACAGCCAUUCCCGCAGAAAUCAAACAGGAAGACGACGAGAGGGACGGCACCACAACCAUACAAGUGGGCGGACAGUACUUGAAAGUGUUGCCCGCGUCGGCCAUACAGCUGGGCUCUCAAGAUGGCACUCUUCAAGGCAUACAGACACUUACGAUGACCAAUGCUAACGCUGGCUCACAGGGUACUAUUGUGCAGUACGCCACGCAGGGCCAGGACGGACAGUUCUAUGUACCCGUCACCGUUUCUGCGGCCGAUUUACAGGCCUAUCAAAUCCGGGCGCCGUCGCAGACGAGUAUCACACAGGGAGUAGUCAUGACAUCGACUGGUGGUCUACAAGGGGGUCAAGUGGUUCCCGAAGAGGCGUCCAAAAAGAGAGAACUCAGGCUUUUAAAAAAUAGAGAAGCGGCCAAAGAAUGUCGGCGGAAGAAGAAGGAGUACAUUAAGUGCCUCGAGAAUAGAGUAGCAGUUCUUGAGAACCAAAACAAGGCUCUAAUCGAAGAAUUAAAGUCUCUAAAAGAGCUUUAUUGCCAAAAAGCCGAUUAAGACAUCAAAAUACAUGAUUAUAACGCUUUUUUGGGUUUUAUUAUUUAAAUUCAUUAUUUUUAAUUCCUAUACAAAUGACGUUAAAAAAUAUAAGUUAUAUAAAAUAGUUUUGUUAUGUUUUACUUUUUCGCGCAAAUCAAUCAAUUAGUGCUCCAUUCAAUCAAAAUACCAUUUUCCCCCUAAUUUUUGUAUUUCACCCUAUUUUUUGUGCCCGGAGUUUAUUUUUAUCAUUUAUAAUCAAUUUGACACUCAUUUAGAUUUAAUUACUGUUGUCUUUGAUAUUUUAAACUAUUAUUACUGUUAUUUGUAAACAAAAGCAUAAAUUAAUUGUCCAUUAGUUUCAUUUAAAUACCAAAUUAUUUGAAAAGUUUUUAUAAUUUACAGCACAAUCUGUUGACCCAAUUAUUAAGACAAAAAUCGAUAACAAUUUGUUUUUUAAUUUUACAAUUAAGUUGUUUUUGUCAUACAUUCUGUCCAUUAAUUCAUUGUUAAAUAUAACAUCAAAAUAGUGUUUUUGAAAGACUUGAGAUCUCAUAUACAGAGUAUAUAUAAUUAAUUAAUAACUUAUAUAUAAUAUAUAUAAUUAUAGAUAUAAUUGUUUUGGAGCACAAAAAUACAAGAGAUGUUUGUUGAAAAAUUUCAUGCAUAUUAUUAUCAAUUGAAACGUUUAUUAUAUUUACAUCAAAAUACAAGAAAAAGUAAAACAAAA